AGGUGUUGUUUUCUUUUGUUCAUUCUCUCAUCUUCCCGCGGCCGCUCUGCACUCUCUUUCCCCGCCGCAGUGUGCGUUAUUCUUCGCAGUAACCUUCGGCAGUUCUAUUGAGUGACGAUUUGGUGGUGUAGUGAAAAUGCUUCGUAGAAACAUCCGUUUGAGGAGAGAGUAUUUGUACCGAAAGAGCUUAGAAGGCCAUAAGCGCUUGCACUACGAGAAGAAGCGACAGAUCAAAGAAGCUCUUCAAGAAGGGAAAUCCAUACCCACUGAGCUCAGGAACGAGGAAGCGGCACUUCGUCGUGAAAUCGAUCUCGAGGAUGAAUACACAGCUGUUCCAAGGACACACAUUGAUGAUGAGUAUGCUAAUGCUGCGGAGAAAGAUCCAAAAAUUUUGCUGACCACAUCACGUGAUCCAAGUGCUCCUCUUCAACAGUUUGUAAAGGAGUUGAGUAUUGUCUUUCCUAAUGCACAAAGAAUGAAUCGCGGUGGUCAGGUUAUCUCAGAGAUUAUAGAGUCUUGUCGUGCACAUGACUACACAGAUGUUGUUUUAGUUCAUGAACAUCGUGGUGUCCCUGAUGGUUUAAUUGUUUGUCAUCUACCAUUUGGUCCAACUGCAUAUUUUGGAUUACUCAACGUGGUUACAAGGCAUGAAAUUAAAGACAAGAGAGCCAUUGGAACAAUGCCUGAGGCUUAUCCGCAUCUAAUUCUUGAUAAUUUCUCAACUAAGUUAGGUGAAAGGACAGCAAACAUUCUAAAGCAUCUUUUUCCGGUGCCAAAACCAGACACAAAACGUAUUGUCACUUUUUCCAACCAGUCCGACUAUAUCUCAUUCAGGCAUCAUAUUUUUGAAAAGCCAGGCGGCCCCAAAUCUGUAGAACUGAAGGAAAUUGGUCCACGGUUUGAGUUGCGACUUUAUCAGAUAAAGUUGGGAACGGUGGAUCAAACUGAAGCUCAAAUAGAAUGGGUGAUUAGACCUUACAUGAACACAAGUAGAAAGAGGAAAUUUCUCGGUAAUUAAUGCAGGCAUAAAAAUGUUUUAUUUGGUAUUUAUGCAGCUAAACUAUUGUUAUUAUACAAUUUGAGCUCGCAUUUUACUGAUUGUAUUUUAAGCAUUGUCUACUUGACUAGGUUGAUUAACAAAAGCUAAAAAAUUUGAAAUGAAAAUUAUUUAACACUUGACUCAAAAUUAUGAGAAAAACGGAAAUGUACUUGCUUACUUUUGGAUGAUUUUUUUUAUAAUUUAAUUUUUAAACUUAUGUGUUG
Molecule: messenger RNA, 1263 nt
Organism: Abrus precatorius (Indian licorice)
Lineage: Eukaryota; Viridiplantae; Streptophyta; Magnoliopsida; Fabales; Fabaceae
Product: U3 small nucleolar ribonucleoprotein protein IMP4-like
Exons: 9
Coding region: 137-1018 (293 amino acids)
Biological process (GO): rRNA processing
Cellular component (GO): Mpp10 complex; small-subunit processome; nucleolus
Molecular function (GO): rRNA primary transcript binding; snoRNA binding
Source: RefSeq, a predicted model, not a curated record